CCAUUGACUGGCGCAAGAGCGUUCCGUAGCUAUGGAAACGCGCGGCUCACAAAGACAGCAGUAGUAGUCCUCCACAAACCACCAACAAUCAUGUCAAGGCUCACUGGAGGCCCGACUAUGUUAGCUGUGGACCACAGGAGAUUAAGGAGGACUAUUGCUGAAAAGCCAAACUGGUCCUUAAGCCUUGUGCCCUUUUUAUCAACUCUCUGCCUAGACUGUAUUGUAAAACAUUUUGAGGAAACUCCUAUCUAUGAAGACCUUACGCUCAGCCAGAAAGACUAUGUGCAGGAAAGACUGCCGCUCUCUCUCCCCCUUUCUGUGACUGCCAACUUGGUCGAUGAUGGCAUCUACUGGCGGCGGUCCUGUGAGCAACGGUGGGACAUUUGUGACGUGUCUCACUACAACCACAGCUGGAAGCGAAUGUUUUUCGAGAGGCACCUGGAAAACAUUCUCGAGCACUUCAUCCCAGAGACAACGUCCCUCAAGGCCGUUACUGAUGAGAUCCCGCUGUGUGAGGCGUACGUGAGGAGGCUGGAUAUCUCCCAGAUGCUGCCACCCAUUAAGGAGAACAAGGGAGAUGCCAUAGACUGGUUGAGUGAAACCGACUCGGAUGCAGCUCAUAUGGAACACUAUGACUUCCGCAGUCUCCUUAAGCAGCUGAGCUGUCUCGAAGAGUUCCACUUGACCUACAGGGUCAAACAUUGCGGGAUGAACUUUGAAUGGAAAAUGACGGAGAUGGCUCAGCGAGACUGUGAGACUCUUGCCAUGGCCCUUCAAUUCUGCAAGACCUUGAAGGUUGUACGACUCUAUGAAAGUCACAUUGAUGAUGAAAAGUGCAAGUUGCUGGCCAAACAUCUAACGGCGCACCCAUCCCUUCUUGAGCUCAACCUUUCCCACAACGUAAUUGAAGAUAAGGGGGCCAAGGCCGUCAGCAAUCUUAUCAACAGCAGCAAACUGGAGAUCCUCAACCUGAGCGACAACAUCAUUCGAGACGUGGGAGCCAACGCCAUUGCCAAAGCCUUGUUCAAUAACCGCACUCUUUUGUCCCUCAACCUAAGAAUCAACCGUGUGACCGACAACGGGGGGCUCGCCAUUGCCAAGGCCUUAGUGAGAAAUCGCACCCUGCUUCAUCUGCACCUUGGAGCCAACCUCGUGACUGAGCCCACUGCCAUAAUGUUGUCGGAAGUUCUGGUUAAAAAUCAAACGCUGAAGACCAUCAACCUCUCCUGCAAUAAAUUGGGUGUUGAUGGAGGCAAAGCUCUGGGGGAGGCCAUAGUUCAAAACAGCUGCUUAACGGAAUGUGAUGUCCGUCUGACGGAUAUCGAUGAGCAAAGUGCCUCCGUCAUCAACCAGGUGGUUUGCACCAAUAGGAACGCCUCCGCCACCAACCAGGUGCUCUUCAUCCAUGACAGCGACUUCAUCAUUGAUGAGGUGAUUGACAGCAGUAAGAGCGACUCCAUCACCAACGAGGUGAUUGGCAGCAGUAAGAGUGACUCCAUCACCGAUGAGGUGAUUGGCACCAGUAUCCAGAACUUAGAGGAAGAACAGGAACAAGGUGACGAGGUGCAAUCACAAGGCGAUGAGGUGCAACCACAAGGCGACGAGGUGCAACCACAAAAUGAGGCGCCACAAGAACAAGAUGAUGUACGGAACCAUCUGAAACACCCACUUCCAAAAGCAGUUUCUAAUUCUCUUUGUGGACUUUUUCAUUUUAUUUAAUAGUUUUUGCAGCAUAUCGAUGAUUGGUCAAUCUAGUCAAUCCAAGUGUAAAAAAUACAAUAUCAAUAAACAGGUUAAAAACUCACAAAUGUUUGCUUGAAAGCUGAGUGUAGAUAAGUAGUUAAGCCAUAUUAGUUACUUGAACUGUUUUCAGAGCACUGGCGGAGAUAGCAUUU
This is a messenger RNA of Syngnathus acus (greater pipefish), 1895 nucleotides long. RefSeq names its product t-complex-associated-testis-expressed 1 (gene drc5). The transcript is spliced from 6 exons. Gene Ontology annotation, biological process: flagellated sperm motility; nucleocytoplasmic transport; activation of GTPase activity. Bases 91 to 1719 code for a protein of 542 amino acids. Gene Ontology annotation, cellular component: perinuclear region of cytoplasm; sperm flagellum; nucleus. The record is from RefSeq and is a predicted model, not a curated record. NCBI's taxonomy places the organism in Eukaryota, Metazoa, Chordata, Actinopteri, Syngnathiformes, Syngnathidae. Gene Ontology annotation, molecular function: small GTPase binding; GTPase activator activity.